This is a messenger RNA of Bursaphelenchus xylophilus (pine wood nematode), 18047 nucleotides long. The record is from the annotation of a GenBank genome assembly. NCBI's taxonomy places the organism in Eukaryota, Metazoa, Nematoda, Chromadorea, Rhabditida, Aphelenchoididae.
AUGGUCAGCCAAUCAGGAGAGGGAGAAGAGACAUUGUUCAAGGUCGGUGAACGCCUUUUUCGUAUUAAUUUUGAUAAUGGAAAAGCUGUUUCACACCAAGAUUUUUACGAGUUCGUGGAUAAUAUGGGAUAUGAACAUCGCGGGUUAUUUAAAUCUAUAGAGAAGUUGGCGAUAGUGGAAGGCGGGGAUGUGAUUUACGGAGAAGUUUUAUUCGAAAGAAACGAUCUUUUUGAUGUAAAAUUGGAUGGGUUAUGGCAAGGAAUGGUGUACGCCCUGUUGACGAAUAAGAAAAAUAAAGCGGAUGAAGAAAAACAAAACGAUGUGGACAAUGGUCCGAAGACAUUGUUGGUUCCGUCUUUCUUUGGCCGGAUCAAAAUUGAUUCUAAUCUUAUGCGUCUUAAAACACAUGAUCAAAUAAUUGGCAGAUUCAUGGUGAAUGUCAAAGAUAAUACAGGAGAUUAUCUUUUAUUCGAUAGCGAAUUGAAAGCAUUUGUUGUUGGAAAGAACAUGAUCUUUCGAACCAUGCCAUACAACAAUAAACUGCCAUUUCAAUUGAAUAACACCAUCGAUUAUUCCGAAAAUAAGUCCAAAAUUUUAUCAAGAAGAGCCGGGAUCAUCUCCACUUCGUGCAGAUUGCCUGGAAAUGUUAAAUCCAUUGAUGAUUUCUGGAGAUUGCUCACUUCGAAAGAGAUAAUCAGCCGUCGGAUACCCACAAAUCGAAUUCCAACCAGAGAUGUUUUGUUGAAAGGACGCAAAUAUGGACGUGUUUUAGAAGGAGGAGGAUUUCUGGAAGGGGAUAUCUCCGUGUUCGACAACAAAUUGUUUGGCAUUUCCGAGAUCGAAGCCAAGUCCAUGGAUCCCCAGCAAAGAUUGCUCUUGACUUCUGUUUAUGAAGCCAUGGAGAAGACUGGAGUUGUGAUUGGAGAGCAGGGAGGAGGGAAUCGAUGCAGUAGUGUUGCAACCACGCAUGGAAGUCAACAGGCAUUGUUAGGGCGUUCCAACGACAGGAAAGGAGUGGUAUUAGAAAGCGAUGAAUUGGAUGUGGAGAUGUCCAAAAUGGAUGAUGUAGUUCCUCUGGGAUCAAAGCAAAGGGAACCGACCAUACCGCCAAUGAAUAAGAGGGAUGAGAUUGGAGUUUUUGUUGGCACGAUGGGUUCAGAAUAUCUAUUAUCCGGAGACCAUAACGCCCUCUCAAUGCUGGGCAAUUCCAUCAGUUUUCUGUCAGGUCGGCUAAAUUAUUACUUCGAUUUCCGAGGCGCUUCGGUUGUCUUUGACACGGCCUGUUCCUCAUCACUUGUGGCUCUUGAUUCGGCCCUCAGGAAUCUCCGUUCUGGGAGGAUUCAGAAAGCGAUCGUUGCUGGAGUCAACCUUAUUUUAUCAGAAGAAGCCCUUGGGCAAAGGACCAAUGGAAAUCUUUUAUCGCCCGAUGGAAUCUGCCAUUCCUUCGAUGAAAGAGCCUCGGGCUAUGGAAGGUCAGAUGGGAUUGUAGUCAUGAUCUUGGAGAUGGAAAGAGAAGGAAGGGAGUACGAAGCAAUCAUUGAAGACACCAAUGUGAAUCAUGACGGGAGGUCGGCUGGACUGACGGCACCCAAUGGAAAUGCUCAUUAUGAUUUGAUAAGGGAUAUGGUGGAAGGGAGGAAUAUUGGAUUUUGGGAAUGCCAUGGGACUGGAACAGCUUUGGGAGAUCCGAUUGAACUAAAUGCUUUAAAUAAAGUGAUAUCUGAUAGUCGAGAUGCGAACAACAAAAUGGAGAAGGUCUAUUUGAGCACUGCCAAAGCGUGGAUGGGUCACUCGGAGGCUGCGAGUGGGCUUGUGGGUGUAAUGAAGGCCAUAUUGCAAUUGAAAUACGGGUUAGUACUUGGUUUACCUGAUCUGGGUACUGUAAAUAAGCAGAUAAAAUUGGAUAAAAGAAUCGAAAUCAGCAAGGAAGAUAAGAAUUUCACGGGUAAUUCGUGUGGAGUUUCUUCAUUUGGCGUCGCCGGUACCAAUGCUUGUGUUAUUUUAUCCAAGUGUGACGUGAGAGAAGCGAAUAAAACCAAUCAAAACAUUGGAGUCAUCCCUGUCUCAGCCAAAACAAUUAGCGCUUUGAAAAACAUGGAGGAGAUUGUGGAGAAUAGAAGUGAUUGGAGGGAGAUGGCUGUUGGUUUUGGUGUGCAUCGGAAGCACUUCAGAGAGAAUCGGUCAGUUUACUGUAUUCGAAAUAAAAAAUUGGAGAAGAUUAAGGAAGUUAAGAUGGACUUUAAUGAUUUAAAAUGUGAACUCGUUGAAGUGGAUGAGGAGGACGAAGGAAACUUCUAUAACAUAUUGUACAAGGUAUUAAACAGGAAUGAACAAUCGAAAAUUGAGUCAUCAAAAGACGUUCCGACAAACCGAUUUGAAAAUGUGACAAGAUUACUGUGGAAAUUAAACAAAUUUGGGAUUAAAAUGAAUGAAAUCUCGAUUAAUAACACGGUUUAUUCACUCGAAAAUUUGAAACAACUAACGAAGGAUCUAAGGCCUUUGUUUUCGACUCCCAAAGUGAUUCAAAUUACAGUAUCCCGCCAUAAGUUCGUUUUGAGUUCCCUUGAGUCCUUCCAAGACAUGGUAUCCUUGACCUAUAUAAAUAGAUUACCAGUGGAUUGGGCUGUGUUUUAUCCAGAGCCGUUAUCUCUCCCAAUCCUGAGAGGUCUUCCUACUUAUCAAUUUGACGAAAAAUCAUUUUGGAAAUCCGAAAGAACAAAUUAUUUUGAUCACCCGAUAGUUGGAAAUGUGAUCGAAGUAAGAGAAGAUACCAUGAUAUACGAAGGAUUUAUAUGCAAGUGGAGACAUGGAAAGCUUUUUGAAAGAGAAGUCGGAAUUGGUCUGGUGAUUGAGACCGCAAAAGGAUUAUUGUUUCAAUUUGAAAAUUUGGAAAUCCAAAAAAUAAAGUUUCAUUCUAAAUUUGUCUUGAAGAAUAAUGUUUGGAUGAGGUCAGAGGUCACAAUAAUCGAUGAUUCGUUUAACUUGGAGAUGAUGUUUGAUGGGAUAAACGUCGUGGAUGUCAAAGGAUUUGCAUUUUCCAAAAAAAUUGAUGACAAUUUCCACAAAGAAGGCAAUUACGUCGGAGUAAAAUAUAAUCACAAGUGUAAAAUUAUGAUAGAUAGUAUUUUAUUCAUUGACAAUUAUAUUCCAACUGAUACCAACUUGACUAUUAUGAUUGUAAAUCAUCAAGGUGAGAUCACUGAAUUCGACGAUGGCACUUUUAAAAGUAAAAAUCGGGUAUUGAUUUCUUUUGAAACUAAAAAUAAUAUAAAAUAUGUUGAAGAAAAUAUGACCAAUAAUAUAAUCGCAACGCCUGAUCGAGCCGAAAUUUUGUCCCCCAGAAUAAGUUCAAGUGAUAUCAGAGAAAAAGUGAUGACUUGCAUCGAAAAAGCGACCUUGUCUGAAUUUGAUCCUAAUCGGCAUUCCAAUACAUCAUUUGCUGAAUUGGGAUUGGAUUCGUUGGCUCUAAUCGGCUUCAUUAAUGAACUAAAUUCCUUGGAUUUGGUCAUCACUUCCGGUGACCUUUUGAGGUACAAUACAUACAAUCAGUUGGUAGAUUUUUUUACAAAAAAACAAAAUGAAAGUGGAUAUUCAUCAGCCAGAAACACGCAGAGUCCAGAUAUUUUGGAGACGACAUACAUUGAGCAAAGUAGAAAUAACUCUCAAAUUGCCAACUCUAAGGUCCCAACGGCGUCUCAACAACCUACGGAUGAGAAAACUGCUGCUUCCGAGGAUCCUGAUAUUACUUUCCUAUCAGAUUCCAAUGUUUUGUAUGUUUUGAAAGAAUUUAAGGCUGAGAGAAAGCCCGACUUUACCUUGAAAAUACUUUCAAAAGGACGAACUGUCGUCCUCAGUUACAAAUACCUCAAUACUCGAUCAAAAAUAACCUUCAAAGGCCUGUCGAUCAAACUACUGCACCUUAAACCCAAGAUUGUCCAAAUUGUUUUUAUUUCUGAAUCUGAAUUCAACUCUCGGACCGCAUCUCAAUUAUUUCUCGAUCUCGGAAAAGUCUUCUCAUCCUUACAGUCGGAAGUGAGCAUAUCGGUACUCGAUAAUGACAACUGGUUAUCAGCCGCUGGGAAGUCUUUCAUAAAAAGUUUUGUGGCAGAAAAUCCGAGUUAUUUGAAAUACAUAAACGAUGAGAAAUUGAGGAGACUAUAUUUGGAAAGUGAUGUGAAAAGAGUGAGUGGAGUCUGGGUUGUUACUGGAGGAUCCUCAGGCCUUGGGUUGGAGAUGGCCAAGCAUCUGGUUGAACAUCAUUUGGUCGACCAAGUUGUUAUCAUCAGCAGAAACAAACCGAAAACCAAACUUCCUGAUAAAAUACAGCAUCUAAAGGUUGAUUUAACGGUUCAAAAAGAUGUCCAUAAAAUAAGGCAGUACAUAAACAGUAAAGGAAUCCGGGAGAUUAAUGUUAUUCAUUCAGCUGGAGUAUCUGCCGAUUGUUUAUUUAGCCAAAUGACCUUUGAGAAUUUCCAGAAACCAUUAAUGGCCAAAUGCGAUGGAUUAGUUUGCUUGUUGGAAGAGUUGAGGCCUUUCAAACUUGGGUAUCUCAUAUUGAAUUCAUCGGUGAGCUCGGUUUUUGGAAAUGUUGGCCAAACAAAUUACUCUGUGGCCAAUUCUUUUCUUGAUUUUAUCGCCAAAAAGAUGACAGAGAAGGCAGAACGUGUGAUUUCAAUUAAUUGGGGCAAUUGGAACCAAACUGGACUUGCGGCAAAUGAAAAAACGAUCAAGAUUUUGGAAAAGCAAGGAUUCUUUGGAUUCAGAACAGAUGAAGCAUUGGCCUUAUUCGAUAAAAUAUUGGGAACAAACCAAAUAAAUCAAGUUAUUGUGGCCAAGAGUGAUUGGGAAAAGAUGCUCGAGAAUCGACCAGAUCUGGCACAAUUGUUAAGCGAAGUCGGUCGGACGAAAAUUGAUGACAAAACGCGCAAUUGUCACGGGAAUGACGUCAUCGAUGAAAAUAAAAUAGACGGCAAAACUGAAAUUAAUCAAAUCAUUCGGUCGUCAUUAAGCGAGCUCCUCAAAAUGAAGGAAGAAUUCAUUUCCGAUAAUGACGGAUUCCUUGAAUUGGGGCUGGAUUCUCUUGGGAUGCACACGUUUUCUUAUAAUCUCAGCCAGAAAUUUAAAAUUUGUCUAACGGUUAUCAAUUUAUUCGAGUAUUUUAACAUAACAAAAUUGACGGAUUACAUAAGUCAACAAUUAACGAGUGAUACUGCUAAAGAACAACCACAAAAUCGAAAGAAAAAGCUGAAAGAGACCGCAUCUUCUCCGUCCUUGGACUCUCAUUUAUCCAAAAUAUCGGAUGAAAAUGAAAAUGGAACAAAAGUGGAGACAAAAGGAUUAAAUCAAGAGGACAAACCACUCCCAAAUUUGGUGUUUUUAUUCCCGGGGACCUUUCCUUUGGAUCAAGAACUAAAUUGGGAUCUGUUUUCUGACAUCUCAUACCUGGCCAGACAACUUCGGACUUGCUCGGAAUACUUUGAAGACCUCUUAAACAUCUCCAUUCAGAAGUUAAUAUCACAAAAAGAACUCAAUAAUCUCGAACUGCCUGUGCAGCAAGCCAUAAUCUUCUCGGUGAACUAUUCGAUUGCCAAGUUUUGGACUCAUUGUGGCCUCAAACCAACUCAUCUGCUUGGCCAUAGUUUAGGAGAACUGGUGGCGAUCACUAUGGCCGGAUAUUUGGAUCUAAAACAAGCUACCAAACUUGUAAUUCAUCGGGCCAAGGGAUUGACCAAGGCUCGAGGAAAAGGCCAAAUGGUGGCCGCACAACGAGAAAUUCUGUCGGCGGUUUCGCUGGAACAAUUGGAUAUUAGCAUUGCUGCAGAUAAUGCUGAUAAUCAGAUCGUUUUAUCAGGUCCCACCAAGUCCAUGGAAAAGGUGAUCCAAGAGGCCGAGAGGGCGGGAUUGGUGGCCAAAGUAUUGAAUCCAGAAUUUCCUUUUCAUUCAAAACAAAUCCGGGAUGAAUAUCUGAAAUCCGUGAACAUAUUUAGUUGGAGGAAAGUAAAGAAAGGUUACAUUCCUGUGAUUAGUAAUGUGACAGCCCGUCCUUUGGUCGAGUUCACCGCCAAGUACAUCAAAAUCCAUGCCCGAUCAACCGUUCUCUUCAGGGAAUCUUUGAAUUAUGUCAUAGGUCAAGGAGAAUGCGUAUUUUUGGAAGUUGGAUUAGGUCAUCUUCUAUGUUCGUUGGUCCAGAAAACCUUGAAUCCCAAGAAUCUGCAUUACCUAAUCAUUGGGAGUAGUGUAAAUGGCCACAAAACACUUGAUUUGGCCAAGGCUAAACUCGAAUUAAAGGGAUUUGAUGUUGAUAAAAAAGCUUUUGAAUUAGCGACAGGAAGGCCAACAGAUGUGUUUGAUGACCUCAGAGCACAACAUUUAAGUGUUAGAAUUAAGGCCAAAUGGCAGCGACGAUUGAGUGAAGAGAUCCAAGGGAAAGACAAACAAAUUAAUCCUUCGAAAUUGCUUCUAAAUAAGAGAAUAGUAGAAGUCAACGAAACAGAUGUCGAAGUGAUCAGAGAUCAUGUUCUCUUCGAUCUCCCCACCGCCCCCGCCGCCUUUCUCAUCAAAUGUUUUAUCGAUCAUGCCAAGUUCAGCGAGUUUAAGAUGGCUGACAUCAGACUUCUAUCCAAACUUUAUGUCGAUGAUCUUAAUGGUCUUAUCACCAAUUUGGAUGGCCAAAGGCUUCAGCUCAAAAAUGAAAACAAACUUUUUGCCAGUUGUUUAAUUGCGCCUAAGGCGUUUUUAGAGGAUCCGGAAUUCCCUUCGGACGAUCCUGGAGUUAGAUUAAACCCUCAGGUCUUCUAUAAUAGUCUCAGCAGGGCUGGAUUUCAUUAUGGUCCCAGCCUGAGGCUAUUAUGUGAUAUCAGAUUGAUGACUGGAGAUAGAAUAAGAACUAAAUGUGCGGCUCCCAAAAAGCCCUGGAUUUCCAUUGAUUUGGCCCUUCAAAGUCUGAGUUGUGGCCUCUUCGAUCCCAUGUUCCCUUGUUGUUAUGUCCCAGUUAGAAUCGGGGAACUUUUUGCCCGCCUUCCACUUGUUAAUGACAAGAAUGAGUGGACUUUUCAUGGAGAAAUCACUAAAAAGGAUCCCCAAAUGGUCGAAGGAAACAUCGCCGCCUUUUCCAAUGGAGUGCUUUCAAUUCUGAUAAAGGACGUAAAGGCGGUGAGAAUGUCAAGGAAUACGGUAAUGAGGCCGCUGAGGAGGAACGCGAUAUCAACUGAUGAUGAGUUGAGUGAUAUUCAAAUAGUGCCACGACAAAUGAAAAGAAAAUCGGAUUCAAAAAAUGAAAAGAAUGACAAGAAGAGAGAUAAAAGUAAAAGCAUCGAUAAUGCGGAUAAGAUGAUCAAAGAAAGGAAAUUCCUCAAAAAAUUCGCAAGUUUCGACACAGGAGAUUAUCAAAAGAUAGAGAAUGGAAACGACAAAAGGAUGGGGGACAAGAAUGAAAAGGCAAAAGUAAAGUCAAAAUUAAUGUUAAAGCUGUCAAAUCCAGAGAAAUUACAAAGUAAUAUCACGAAUGAGCCGAGAAAUGAGAAGCGUUAUGGUGUGAGGGAGAAUAACGUUGAUAGCGUCCAGGAUUUUCGUCUUUUGCCCGAUGUAAAAACAAAAUUUAAACCGAUUUACAUAACCGGAUACUACGGUAAAUUUAGCUGUCAUUCUUUUCAACCAAUUUUCGAUGAUUUCGCAGAAAUAUCGCUGAAUCAAGACGUCCUAAAAUUACAGUAUGACUUUCGAUAUUUCAGUCCAGAGAGGUUCAAUUUGAGUCCGAGAGAAGCUCUUUUUAUGGAUCCGGCUCAAAGACUAUUACUUUUAUCAGCCGAUUGUCUCUUGCAAAGUCUCGGUCAGAAGACCUUUCCCAAUACUACUGGAGUUUUCGUCGGAUCUUCCAACUCAGAUUUUUCUCAACGAUGUUACAAAGAAGUUGAGCCCUCAGGGUAUUUAAUGCCAGGUUCCAAUCAAAGUUCCUUGUCCAAUAGAAUCUCCCAUCAUUAUCAUCUUCAAGGCCCUUCUAUUACCCUCGAUACUGCCUGCGCUUCUUUCUCUACAGCCUUUUCUGUGGCCAUUGACAAUAUCCAGAUGGGGCAUUGUAGUCACGCAAUUGUGGGGGCUGUCAAUCUGAUUUUAAAUGAUAAAACGACUGAAGUGUUGAGAAAUGCAGGAGUUCUAAGUCCAAGUCAUCGAUGCGCUUCUUUCUCUGAUAAGGCUGAUGGAUAUAUGAGAUCCGAAGGCUUCGGAUUAAUAAUGAUCACGACUGACCCGACGAAAGCUUUGUUUGAAAUUAAGAAAGUGUCAUCGAUUCAUGUGGCUGGCUUAAGCGGAGGUUUAUAUAUCCCAGAUAAGAAGGCAGAAUUAUCAGCAAUGCUGGAUGCAACUGCUGAUAAAGUGGAUUUGAUUGAAUGCCAUGGAACUGGGACUUCUUUGGGAGAUCGGAUUGAAUUGGAAGCUGUAAAUGAAUAUGUGAAAAUGACAACCAACGAAGAAGAGAAAGUUGUAAUCACUGCCAGUAAAAGUUAUUUGGGACACUCCGAGGCUGCCAGUGGAUUGGCCAGUCUUUUUUCUGUAAUCAAUGUUAUGAAUCAUCAAACCAUACCUAAAAUAAGAGGCCUAGAUAAAGUUACUAAUAAGAUUGAGUUAAACAGUAAUAUCAUAAUACCACGGGAGGAUAUAAAACGUCCAGUAAAGAGAGCCUUAAUCAAUAAUUUUGGAUUUACUGGAAGUGUAAAUUCAUUUUUGGUUGAAAAAGUUGAUAAUCAUGUUAUUAAUAGAGUGGCCCAAUUAGAGAAAGGGCGGCUCAAACUAUGGCCCUUCAAAGAAAAUGACGUCAAAAUCGAAGAAGUUCAUAAGGAUUCGUCGAAAUACAAAAUCGAUCUAACAGGGCGACAUGUUAUACGAUGGAAUCCGAAUGAAGAGGAUGUUUUAAACGAGCUCCUGGCGUUGAUCAGGACACUCAGAAUGGAAGAUGAUGUAGUUGUAAUAACGUCCAAAGCAUUCAGUUUUAUUGUCCAAGUGGUGGCAAUUAAUUUCAAAAAAGAAAACCUUCAAACAAACAUUACAGUAAUCUCGGAGGAUUUCUUGGCGCCAAAAAUAAAAUUUGAAUCCAUCCGAGAUGAAUAUGGAUCUAAGAAAAGGAUGAAGAAAUGUUUGAUUAUUGGGGGCAACAGUGGAAUUGGAAAGAUUUUAUUGUCAGUGAUACAGCCAGAGAUAUUAAUCAUGGUCGGAAGAAAACAAAAAGAGAAAUAUCCCGAGGGAAUCAGCUUCUAUGAAGCUAACAUUGAUGAUUAUGAGACCUUAGAUCAGAUCCUUAAUAAUGAGAACGAAAACGAGACCUUUGAUUGUGUAAUCAACUGUGCGGGAGUGGUUGACAAUGUUAUGAUAAGUAAUGUUACCUUCGAAAGUCUCGAAAAAACAUUCAAACCAAAAGUUGACGGGACCCGAAAUUUGAUAAAAUUAUGUCAUAAAUAUGGAAUCACCAAGAUUAUCAGCAUCUCCUCCAUCGCCGCUUUAUUCGGAUCUUUUGGCCAGAUUAAUUAUGUCUUGGCCAAUUCUUUAAUGGAGAAAAUAAUCGAAGAAAGUGGUCUUGAUUAUUUGAUAUUGAAUUUGGGACCCAUAAAAGGGGCUGGAAUGCUGGCUGACUAUGGAAAACAAAUGAUCAGAGAUCAGAUCAGAGACUCGGGAUGGGGAUUUAUUGAAGUCAGGGAGUUGAGGGAUGCCUUGGAGAAAGUCUGGUGGAGAAACGGACAGUUUAAGAUCACGGCUGACAAUAAAAAUAAAGAAAAAAGUGAAGGUGAUGGUAAUAACGAAAGGAAAAACAUUGAAGAAGAUCUACAGGAAGUAGUUCGGAAUAUUGGAGGAUUGGAUAAGAUAUCAGAGAACAAGGGAUUAAUGAGCUUGGGAUUCGACUCUUUAUCUGUUGAGCAAUUGAGGCAGAGCAUACAGAAACGAUUCAAGGUGAAAAUAGAACCUGUGGAGAUGUUUGAAAAUGUGAGUUAUAAAGAUUUGCUAGUCCUAGUAAAGGAGAAGAUUGAGAAGAAGGUCAGAAAGGAAGAGGAAAAGAUCGAAGAAGAUACUAAGAAAACUACAGAAUUCAUGAAGAAUGAUGACAAAGGCCAGAGACUUGGAAUUGUCUCAUUUUCGGCUGAAAUCCCCAAAUGCGAAAACGAAUUCGAAUUUUUUGAAAAACUCCUUCAAGGAAAGACUCUGUUCGAACACAACGAAGAUGAGAAUGACUAUAUUGCUUGUUCAAGUAACCUUUCUGACCGUUUAAAUUUUGAUUUUUCGAGGUUUGAAAUAUCGGAUAACGAUUUGAAAAUUCUAGAUAUUACUAUAAAAUAUGCAAUCAAACAUUCUUAUAUUGCGUUAGAAAGAGCUGGAUACAAUGAGAAGAGAAGGGAAGGCAUGAAGAUUGGAGUGAUAACUUGUUGCGAACCAAAGAUCCACUCUGAGUACCAUAAUCAUGUUAAACUUGGCAGUGGAUUUGCGUCGGAUUCUGAUCUGAGAAUUCAUCCGAAGAGAGGAUCGUUGAUGGAAAUGUACAUGGCCAAUCAGAAGGACUUCCUUUCCGUUUGGAUCUCUCAUAUUCUCCAUCUUACAGGUCCUUCUUUCUCCGUUUAUUCCGCCUGUUCUUCUGCUUUAUCAGCUAUCUAUCAGGCGAAGAAUCUUCUGAGUAAUGGAAUUGAUAUGGUUGUUGUAACAAGUGUUAACGUCUUGGACAUGAUGGGCCAUGAAAGAGAGAAUGGAAGUGUUUUGGCAUCCGAACAGGCUUGUCGACCAUUCUCAAAGCAAUCAACAGGCACUUUGAGAGGGAGUUUUGUUGGAAGUUUGCUACUCAAACAAGUAAAUGAUGACGAAGAAGUGAUGGCCAUCAUAGAAAAUGUAUGCUUAAACAAUGAUGGAGGCCAAAAAAAGAGUAAUUUCAUGGCACCCAGCAUAGCAGGACAAUCUGAAUGUAUUAAAAAUGCCAUCAACGGUAUCAACCAUGUAUCCAAAUCAAUCGAUUACAUUGAAUGUCAUGGAACAGGUACCCAGGUUGGAGAUGCUAUUGAAAUUCGGGCGCUCAAAAACGCUUUCUCUGAGUGCAACGUAAGGAAUGAACGGAAGAUCUUCUUAGGCUCGGUUAAGGCCAAUCUCGGCCAUUGUUUUGCGGCUUCGGGGAUGGCUUCGAUUAUAAAAUCUUUGAUGAUUUUGAGGACUGGAAGGAUCCCCAAACAAAUAAAUAUAUCGUCGGAAGAGGAGAUUAUCGAUGAAAUCAAAGAUUCUAUGUUUGAAGUACCAUUAGAAGAUAAGAAGGUGAACAAAAAUAAUUUGAAUGUUCUAAUUAAUUGCUUUGGAAUUGGGGGGACCAAUGGGUCCAUAGUGCUCUCAAAACGAUCAGAAUUGGAUACAGAAUACGAACAAAGACCCUUAUCAAAUAAGAUUUUCUUCUUGCCUAUUAGCGGAGAGUCCCCCGAAGGUUGUCUUAAAAUGGCCUCAAGUCUUUCAGCUUAUUUGAAGACUUUUGAGGUGGACAAUAACAAGAUGCAUGUAAUUUCGAAUACUCUGAUUAAUCAAAGAACUGCAGCGCAAUACAGAGUGUGUAUAACAACGCGAUCGAGAGAAGAAGCUAUCCAAAAACUGGACAAUAUUGGUAAAGAACAAGUGUUCAGGGUCGAAGAAAAUCCCAAAAUGGCCAUUUAUUUGUGUCAUCAGGGAGUGGAAUACCCAGAAAUUUUGAGAACAGAAAUCGAAGAUUGGCCAGAUCUCCGAGAUUACUUCGAUGAUUUAUAUUCAAAUUCUUUGGAUCCAGAGGCAUCAUCUUUAUCAAUUUAUUCGAUAUCUAAAGGAAUAUUCAAAUUUUUAAAAGAUUUUGGAAUGGACGACCCGUCAGUUCUAAUUGGUCACAGUUUGGGCGAGUACACAGCCUUGUCUUUGGCCAAGGCAAUUGAUGACAAAAAAUGUAAAAAAUUGAUAAAAGAAAGAGGGAAAAUGAUUAAAACUACCGAGAAAACAAAGAUUGUCGCUGUAAAAACAAAGGAAAUGCACCUGGAGGGAUUCGAAUUGAGCGCAGUUCUAAGUGAUGACUUCAAAACCUUUGUGACCACUAAUGAAAAUAAUCAAAUUGAAUGGUUAAAAGAACAAGGAUUGGAUUACAAAGUUCUUAAGGGGGACUACGGCUUCCAUUCAAGGUUUAUUUACUCAAUUAAGGCUGAUUUCGAGAGGAUUUUAUCAAAUUAUCACCUCGAUUCUCCACAAAUUCCGCUAAUCUCAACUUUUGAUGGCCAAAUAAUCGAAGAGCCAAGGAAUGCCGGUUAUUUGGCAGAUCAUCUAGUCAAUCCCGUUAGACUGGACAAAGCGUUGAAAGCGCUUCAAGAACACUUUGCAGAAGUCAAGUUUGUGGUGGAAAUAGGGCCUGAGAGCAUUCUAAAGAGCUUACUUCCCCAUGAAAUUACCCAUAUUCCAACUUUACCAUCGUAUAAAGGAUACAAACAAGGGUCAGGACAAGGACUAUGGACGGCUCUGGCAGAUCUCUGGAGCCAUGGAUUCUCCGAAAAUUUGCAUAAAUUAUCAGGAAUCAGCAAAAAUUUUGAUCAUUGGAUACCAUUUUGUAAUGGUUACAAAUGUGAUGACAGGACCAUUUUAUACGACAGAUUCCAACGGGAGAUCGAUAGAAAUAAAGCUAAUGGAACUCUCGAGAUCCGAUAUAAUCGAGGAGAAUUUCGAGCAUACCAUCAGGUCUUCAAUACAGUCACCUUUAGAGGACAUCGGUCUUCAGAAGUUUAUUUUCUGGAUCAUAAUUUGACUUCAAGCCAGGUGCAUGACUUGCUAAAUAAUCGAAAUGACGGCGAUAGUCUCCCAAUUAUUUGUGUAAAAGCCGAGAAGUCGUCGAUAGGAAUCAUUGGAGAGCUCACAUCGCAGAUUGAUCAUCUCAAACUGGUCAAGGAUAUUGUAAUUGUCAUCUUCACUGAAGCCGAGAAUGUAUUCGGGUACAUGGUGGCUGGAGUCAUCGACGAAAUCCUCGAUGAAAAUCCUUCCGCCAAUAUUUUCCACAUAGUUUUGGAAUCGUUUGAUGAAAUCGAUGACGUCAUCCAACUUCUGAAGACCAAUUCGAUCAAUGGAAAGGGAAUUCCCCAUUAUCGAUAUAUAGAUCAUAAUCUGAAACAGCUGCGAUACAAAGUGACUGAUGGCCACAUAUCCGACAGUGUCGUAAAGAACAAUCCGAGGAUCCUGUUGGUGGGUUACGGUAAUCUUGGAGAAGCCAUCCAUCAUCAGCUGGAACGGCGAUUUCAUAAACCCGAGAUCGUUUUGAUGAGCAGAAGUAAGAAGAGAGAGGUCGAUUACAUCCAUUGUGAUCUCACAGACCAGCAAAUCAUCCAGUCAGCGGUCCGAGACCUCUUCCACAUCUACAAUCAUGUAGAUUACUGUAUUUUCCUGGCUGGAGUUAAGCCCUUAGGCGAUAGAUGUCGAGGAGAAGAAGAGAAAAUCCGGGUUCUCUCCCCUAAACUGGCACUUUAUCAGUUAUUGAGGGAGUUCUCGGAUCGUAAUAUCAAGAUUGGAACCCUGAUUCUGACGUCUUCCCUGAGUUCUGUAACGGGAUUACCGUAUAUUUCGGAGUAUGUGAUGGCUAGUAACUUUCUGGAUGGAAUUGCAAUCAAUUCCCAUCUCUUUCCGGGCAUCCGGAACAUAUUAUCUUUACAAUUGCCGCCUUUAAAGGGGAGUGAGAUGAUGAAAAGAGAGGGUAAAUUACUGGAGGACAACUCUGUCGACAUCCAAAAGGCCGCGGAAUGGAUGGUGGAGAUGAUGAUCGAUGAAAAAAAUGGAAUCCUCGCUUAUUCCAACGAGAAUCCAGCUAAAAUACGAGAAUUCAUUAGAGGAACUGACGAUUCGACACAAAAUAAUUAUCGACUGGUCGAAAAGCCAAGUAAAAAUUUGGAUAAAAUUUCUUUAAAGGAAAUAUGGAGAUCAGUCCUAAACAGGGAUCUGAAAGACGAAGAUGACUUUUAUGGACUUGGAGGGAAUUCUCUGAAUGGAUUACAAAUAAUCUGGGCAGUCCAAUCCAAGUAUAAUAUAAAUUUGAAAUACGAAGAUUUGGCGGAGAACUCAAGGUUCAGAGAUUUCUUUGAAUUAAUUUCAUCCAGAAAUACAAAUGAAGUCACAAAAAUAAGACCGAGGGGUCUGAGAGAAGGCCCGUUAAGUUACCCACAAGAACAGAUGUACUUCUUGUAUAAAACAGAUCCACAGAAAUAUAAUAUCAUGUUUUUUAUUCGAUUUGAAGCUCCCUUGGAUAAUGUUAAACUUCAAAAAACAUUGUUCUCUCUUCUGAAACGACAAAGUCAGCUACGAACUGUAUUUUUUGAGACAAAUGGUGGAUUAAAGCAAGAAAUUUUGGAUCCGGAGAUUGGUUUUAAUCGAAGUUUAAUACUCGAAAGUAGAAAUUUGGAUGAGCUGAUAUGCGAAGAACAAGAUUUUAAAUUCGAUCUGUCUCUAAAUGCCUUCAGGUUUAUAAUUGGAGAUGAUUUUGUGCUUGUAAAUCAACAACACAUCAUCACAGAUGGCUGGAGUGUCUCUGUUUUUGCUUCAGAAUUCUCAAAAAUAUUCAGAGGAGAAGAUCUUGGGCUACUUUCUGUCAAUUACAUCGAUUAUUCUCUCCAUCAGAGAGAAAAUUAUAAUUUGGAAAAAGAAAAGGACUACUGUAAUUAUUUGAAGACAUUGCCAUCGGAAGGGACCAUCAUUUGGAACCAUCGGUUAUCAGCGAACAAAGAUGGGACGACAAGAAAAGAAGUAACAUUAUCAUCGGAAAUAACAAAGCUUUUGAAAGAAAAAGCUGCGAAUCAUUCGACAAGUCUCUUCAAAGUAUUUUUGACCAAAUUUUUGAUGGUUUUAAAUAGAUUUAAGACCGAGGAUAACAAGAAACUUGUAAUUGGAGUCCCCAAUGCAGGAAGAGAAUACAAAGAGACGGCCGGAUUGAUAGGAUACUUCCUAAAUAACUGGGUUAUUGCUGUGGACGUUAAAGAAAUCGAAAUUUCCUUUGAGAAUUGCCUCAGACAAGUGGACAAGGCGUUGAAGUUGGCUGAGAAUUUUGCUCAGGUUCCGUAUCACAAAGCUGUUGCCCAAGUGCGAGGAGCAAGCACUGGGGAAUAUACGAUAUUCCAGGUUAGUUUAGAAUGUUCUCUAUGUAAAUACAACGAUAUAUUUUAUUUUUAGACCUUCUUCAACUACCGGCAUAGGCUAGAAUUCCCGGAAAUUAAUCUGGGCCCCGGAAUAAAAUGCACCGUAACCCAAGUCAACAACAGUAACAUCUUUCCCUUUUCUUGUACGGUUGAUGAAUUGGAUGAUGCGAAUAUUAAAAUCACAUUGGAAUGGAAUCCUCUUUAUAUUCACUUGGAUGUAAUAGAGAUCUUUGCCGACGAAUUUAUCGUUGAAUUAAGAGGAAAUAGAAUGGUUGAUGUGGAGAUUAUCGAAGAGGAAGGUCCCUUCGAAGAUGUGGUAUCAAUGUUUUUGAGACAGGACAAGAACAGAAUCGCCCUCCAAUAUCAUGACGACCAUUGUUUAUAUGGGGAAUUGAGGGAAAAGAUACGAAGAAAUUCAGAGUAUUUAAAAGCUCAUUUCAAGGGGAUUACGGGAAGGGAAAUUGGGGCAGAAGACGUGAUUCCAUUGUGGAUUGAGAGCAGUCUUAUGCCCGAAUGGAUUCUUACUGUACUUUAUACGGGAGCUGCCUUCUGUCCGAUGAAUUUAAGUGAACCUGCCAGAAGAAUCAACGAAAAAGUUGCACUUCUCAACGCUAAUGUCCUCAUUACAACAAAAAUAUCGUUGGAGAUUACGGUACCUACAAUCAGAACGAGGUAUCAUCCUCAUGAUUACUUCCACAAAACCUACAGUAAACAUCCACAUAUCAUCCCCAGUCAAUUGGCCUAUGUUUUAUAUACUUCUGGUUCUACUGGUGUCCCGAAAGCAGUCCAAAUAGAACAUGGACAGCUGAAUAGUUUCCUGCAGAGAGCAAGGGAUGACUUUAAACUGACUAAGGAUACUGUAAUUGGAUGUACAGUCAGCUUUACUUUCGAUGUCUCCCUUUUUAAUCUGUUCGGAUCCCUUUGUUUUGGAGGGAAAUUGGUUCAAAAAGAUUCGCCGACUGACUUCAUCGACAGUUCCGACCACUUUACCCAUCUCUUCUUCACCUCGGCCAUGUUGAAUUCUCUAAAUGAUGAGAAGAUUAGAAGGCUGAACACUGACUGGUUGAUUGUUGGAGGCGAAACUCCCUUGACUGAGAAAUUAACCGCAUUUUACAGUACUGGGAAUAGGUUAAGUCAGAUUUAUGGACCUACUGAGACCACAAUUUGGACGGCCGUAAAUCAUUAUGAACAGGGAAUCGAAGACGGGAGAAUUAUUGGUAAGUCUUCUGUUAGUGUCACAUACCUAUUGACAAUCAUGAGAUUUCAAUUUAAUUAUGUUUUAGGCACAUCAACAUGUCCAUUUGUAAUCGCGACUCCAUUUUCUAAACUCCCCCAAAUUCAGAAUCCUGGUUCGAUUGGAGAACUCUGGAUUCUGGGAUCCCAAACAGCCCGAGGGUAUAUAAAUGGAACUGCUGGUUUUGUGAACAAUGCAUUUGGCACCAACAGAAGGGGGUUCCGAACCGGAGACCUUGUUUUUGAGAUGACAGACAAGAGAUUACUGUAUUUGGGGAGGUUGGAUGAGACUAAAAAGAUCCGAGGCAUUCGAAUCGACCUCCAAGAAAUCAGAAAUAUCAUCGUGAAGAUAUUUAGGCAUCCAUUUUGGUUGGAAAUCAGCGAUGAGAAUAUUAUUUUGGUGGUGGAAGAUGGGAAAAAUUGGGUGGGUUGGAAGGAAAAAUUGAGAGAAGAAUUGGCCGAAUAUCAGAUUCCAAAUAGAUUGAUGGAAGUUGGCAAGAUCCCGUUGAAUACGAAUGGGAAAGUUGACUCGAAACGACUUCAAAUGAUGAUAAAACAAGAUGUAAUCGCAAACGUCAUCAGUGUUGAUAACCAAGUUUAUGGUCAAUUAACCGAAAUCUGGAAGUCCAUUUUAGGCGAAAGCAUUCAGAUAGAGCCCGCGGAUAACUUCUUUUGUCUCGGCGGCCAUUCCUUGACCCUAAUUAGACUCCAGUCUCUGAUCGAAGAGACUUUUGGCAUCCAUAUUGCGCUAUCUUCAUUAGCACAGACUAAAUCAAUAUCAGAUAUGGUGACGUUGAUCGAAAAGCAAUCUAGAAAGUAUAUAACUGUAAUUCGGGAAAGCCCUGAGGCUACGAAAUCAGUCUAUUGUAUCCAUGCCAUUGGAGGGACUGUGUAUCCAUACUAUUCUUUACUCAGUUUUUGGCCAGAGGAUUGUAAUAUUUAUGGAAUUGGAUACGAUGACACCAUCGAGGCUGAUGAUCUAAUCGGAUUGGCCAAGUUUUAUCACAAAACGGUAAGUAUAAAGAUAUUUUUUAAAAGAAUGUUUAGCUUUUUUUGCUGAAAUAAACAUAUUUUUAAGAUCCUUUAUCACGUCAAAAAAGGAAAUCUUCCAUUUUUUUUACUUGGACAUUCCCUAGGAGGAAUUUUGGCAUGGGAAAUCGCAAUCAUGCACCAUGUUAACUCUCAAAUCUCCGUGAUCGUUAUGGCCGUUGACUCCUGGGCCCUGGAUAAUCACAAAUUAAACGAAUCGGCUAUUAAAAGUUAUCUUACAGUAAGAAGGUCAUCAAAAUCAAAUCCUUUUAGACUCAAUUUGAACACUUCGAUAAUCGAAAAGAGCUGCUGAUCAGAUCGAUGAAGUUAUGCAAGAUGCUGAAAUCCCAUACAAUAAGUAAUUCUGGACUUAAAAUCAUAUUAUUCAAGGCAAAAGACCUUGGAAAAAGCGAAAUUAAUUCAGCGAUACGGUAAGAGCUUUAGAGAAUUAUUGUAUUUUUAUGGGUUAUGUUAAUUUUACUAUAUUUUAGAAGAGAUCUCACACAAAAUAUGGUCAGAUCAGUGAUCGACAACGGCUGGGGAUUUUAUUGUGAUGAUCUGGAGGUAAUCCCAGUAAACGGAGAUCACGAUUCUCUGAUUUCACAUCUCAAUGAACACAAGAAACAGAUCCAUAAUAUCAUAAAUCAGAUAUAA